This is a messenger RNA of Fraxinus pennsylvanica, 810 nucleotides long. Lineage: Eukaryota; Viridiplantae; Streptophyta; Magnoliopsida; Lamiales; Oleaceae. The record is from the annotation of a GenBank genome assembly.
AUGAGAGAGAAACAUGAAGAAAAUCUGCAGAGAGAGAAUAGUCAGCUACAACCAAUUGCAGCAGCAUUGCCACCUUCAGCUUCUUCAUCUCCUUCUCAUGAAUUCUCCUUCAGCAUUUCUCUUCAUCCUUCAGCUCCUGCAAAAACCCCAGAAAAUAAUAAGAACCCUUCUUCAUUUGCCAUAGAUUUAUCUCCGGCAGAUGAUAUAUUUGACAAUGGCCAUUUGCUUCCUCUCCAUCUACUCUCCCACCUUCCAGUAUCUCCUCAUUCUUCGAACAACUCUUUGGACAGUUUUACCUUAUCCAUAAAAGAAUUAGAAUCCAUUAAGACAAUCAGCAGUACUGAUAGCAAUAUUGAUCACAACUUUGAUGCUAAAGGAAGAGCAAAUUCCAAGCUCUUUUCUUUGUUUAGCUUAUCGAAAUGGCAAAAAGGAGAAAAAGACGACGGGAAAAGGCAGAAAAAGAAGUUAAAAUUUCAUGUAAGUCAGGUUUUGAAGAGAUACGUGAGAAUGGUUCGACCCCUUCUGAUCUUCAGAAGAGGAAAAAAAUUACACAGGCAAUCCCAUUCAUUUUCAGGAAAUUUACGUGUUAGAGGGAAGCCAGAGUUGAGAGGAAGAAGAGGGGAUUUUUCAGCACCAGCUUCAAUGAGAACAUCUCCAACAAACAGUGGUCUAUUAGUAGUAAGUGGAACUCUUACUCCUACUACAGCAUGUGACAGUACUACGGAAGAGUUGCAAAGUGCAAUUCAGGCAGCAAUUGCUCAUUGUAAGAAAUCCAUUGCCAUGGAUGAGAAAAUUAAAUCCCAUGAAUAA